AUGUCACUUUCCCCUAAUAAAACAGGUACUAUCAAUACUGCAGUGCUUGAAGGUCAUGUGAAAGAUGUUAUAUCGUCUGCUAAAACUAAGAUCCAAGAUUUACAAAGAGAAAUCGAGUAGCUGAAUUCAGAAUAUGAUUAAGUUACGCAUUAGGUAAAUGAAGCACAGCACCAAAAGAAGGAAGUGAUGGAUCGCAAUAAGUAAUUGUAAGAACAACUAAAGUUAAUAAAAAUCCAAAAUGAUGAACUUGCCAACAGAAAAAUCGAAUUAACAUCUGAACUUAAGAAGGCUAAGGAUGACUUGAGCACUCUGAUUGAAAAAGGAGAGUAACAAAAGAACUAGUUCUUAAAGGAGAUUAACAAUCUCAAGGAAAUGGAGAAGAAAUUGCAGGAAACUAGAGACAGAGAAAAAAGAUAAUUCGAUGAUCUCGAAAGAAAUAAUCAGAAAAAAAUCAAUGCUCUCAAUGAAUCACUUUAAAGAAAAGAAUAGGAAAUUGAGAAUCUUAAGAGGACUUUAAUGGAACUUAACGAAAGAGAAGCACAGAGAAUGGAGGAAUUAGAAAAGGAAGCAGAGUUUUUCAAAAACAUUCUCAAAAAGUAUUGA
Molecule: messenger RNA, 603 nt
Organism: Stylonychia lemnae
Lineage: Eukaryota; Ciliophora; Spirotrichea; Sporadotrichida; Oxytrichidae
Source: the annotation of a GenBank genome assembly